AUGACCUCCUCCUCGUCCACGAGCGAUGACAACGAAGAGAAAGCCAAACAGAUCGCCCAGUCGAUGAAAGCCGACGUCGCCGCGCUGAGCGAGCUGCUUUCGAAAGAGACUCUCGACGAAUCGGGCGAAGCCAGCAUCGAAGAACUACUUGCGCGAUUGGAGAAUGCGGAUGGGGUAGCCAAAGGGGUCGAGAACAAGCUGGACGCACUUCUCGGCAAUCUUGACAGUCUUCUCGAUGCUCUCGAGACCACAGCGGAGACCGAGCCUGCUCAAGCAGCGGAAAAGAAACAGAAACCGGACGAGGCAUAG
Messenger RNA from Mycena indigotica, 309 nucleotides. RefSeq lists its product as uncharacterized. The coding region runs from base 1 to 309 and encodes 102 amino acids. Lineage: Eukaryota; Fungi; Basidiomycota; Agaricomycetes; Agaricales; Mycenaceae. The record is from RefSeq and is a predicted model, not a curated record. The transcript has a single exon.